AUGGCGAUGGCGAUGGCGAUGGCAGUGGCGACAGCGAGACAUCAGCUCCGGCUUGGGCUGGGACCCGGUGGUGGCGGCGGCGGCGGGCGGGCGGACAGGGGCGCGAGGGGAGAGCGGAAGGGCCAGCCGGGGCUGCCUGAGAGGCGCAAGCAACUCCGACUCGGCCUCCUCUUCCUCCUUGGGACAAACUGUCGAAGCAGCAACAGGAAGAGCCUGGUGGUGGGGACGCCUUCGCCCACCCUCUCCCGCCCUCUGUCUCCCCUUUCGGUGCCAACAGCUGGGAGCAGUCCUGUAGAGAGCCCUCGCAACUUCCCCACCGGGGCUGCAGCCAGUUUCCCGUUUGCUCGCAGCCAUGUUCCUCGAACUGACAGGGCUGACGGCAGAAGGUGGUCGCUGGCUUCUCUGCCCUCCUCUGGCUAUGGGACCAACACCCCCAGCUCCACUGUCUCGUCCUCCUCCUCCUCUUCCCAAGAACGGCUUCAUCAGCUGCCCUAUCAACCCACCCCUGACGAGCUGCACUUCCUGUCCAAGCACUUCCGGAGCACGGAGAGUGUCACUGGGGAGGAUGGACGCCUCUCGCCAUACCUGCGCCCUCGAUCCCGGAGCUUGAGCCCCAGGCGGUCAAGUGGGAUUUUUGACAAUGAGGUCGUAAUGAUGAAUCAUGUUUACAAGGAGCGGUUCCCGAAGGCCACAGCCCAGAUGGAAGAGCGCCUGGCAGAGACGAUUGCCACCUUCUCCCCCAGCGUCACCCUGCCCUUGGCCGACGGCGUCCUGGGCUUCAUCCACCACCAGAUCAUCGAGCUGGCCCGCGACUGCCUGGCCAAGUCCCACCGGGCGCUCAUCACCUCCCGCUACUUCAUGGAGCUGCAGGAGAAGCUGGAGAAGAUGCUGAGAGACUGAGUGCAGGAGCGGUCCGAGAGCGAGGAGGUGCGCUUCAUCGAGCAGCUGGCCAGGAAGCUGCUAAUCAUCAUCUCCCGGCCGGCUCGCCUGCUGGAGUGUUUGGAGUUUGACCCAGAGGAGUUCUACCACCUCCUGGAGGAAGCGGAAGGACACGCCAAAGUGGGGCAAGGGAUCAAGACCGACAUCCCCCGCUACAUCAUCAGUCAACUUGGACUCGCCAAAGACCCCCUGGAGGAAAUGGUUCAGCUCGGCCAGAUUGACUCACACACUGGGGCAGGCACAGAUCAGAGCACUUACCCCCCCCCCCCCCCCCCAACGACCCGGACCGCCGCCCCCGUGCCUCGGAGGAAGCCCUGCGAGAGUGAUUUUGAAACCAUCAAGUUGAUCAGUAACGGAGCAUAUGGGGCUGUCUACCUGGUGCGACACAAGGAGACCCGCCAGCGCUUCGCCAUCAAGAAAAUCAACAAGCAGAACCUAGUGCUGCGGAACCAGAUCCAGCAGGUCUUCGUGGAGCGUGACAUCCUGACCUUUGCAGAGAACCCCUUCGUGGUGAGCAUGUUCUGCUCCUUUGAAACACGGCGCCACCUCUGCAUGGUCUUAGAGUACGUGGAAGGUGGGGACUGUGCUACGCUGCUGAAAAACAUGGGCCCCUUGCCUGUGGACAUGGCCCGGAUGUACUUUGCAGAGACGGUGCUGGCCCUGGAAUACCUCCACAAUUACGGCAUCGUCCACCGAGAUCUUAAGCCAGACAAUCUGCUGAUCACCUCGAUGGGCCACAUUAAGCUGACCGACUUUGGGCUCUCCAAGAUCGGUUUGAUGAACAUGACCACAAAUCUCUACGAGGGCCACGUUGAAAAGGACAUGCGGGAGUUUGUGGACAAGCAGGUGUGCGGCACUCCUGAGUACAUCGCCCCAGAGGUGAUCCUGAUCCAGGGCUAUGGCAAACCGGUGGAUUGGUGGGCCAUGGGGAUCAUUUUGUACGAGUUUUUGGUGGGCUGCGUACCGUUCUUCGGCGACACCCCAGAGGAGCUCUUCGGACAGGUGAUCAGCGAUGAGAUCCUGUGGCCAGAAGGUGAUGAGCAGCUCCCUGCAGACGCGCAAGACUUGAUCACGCAGCUUUUGCGGCAAUGCCCACUGGAGCGCUUAGGCACAGGAGGGGCCCGCGAAGUGAAGCAGCACCCAUUCUUCCGCGGCCUGGACUGGAACGGGCUGCUCCGGCAGAAGGCAGAGUUCAUUCCCCAGCUGGAGGCAGAGGAUGACACAAGCUACUUUGACAGUCGUUUGGAGCGCUAUCGGCACCUGGGCUCUGAGGAGGAGGAGACCAACGACGACGAGUCCUCCCUGGAGAUCCGCCAGUUCUCUUCUUGCUCCCACCGUUUCAGCAAGGUUUACAGCAGUUCCGAGUACUUGGCCAGUCCCUCCGGCCUCAGCUGCCCAGCGGCUGAGCAGAGCCAGGACAAUGCCAAGGCCAAAGGGGCCGAAAUGGGGGAUCGCAGCUCGGGAGACGAGGAGAAGGGCCGGACCACGGCUCCAGAGGCCAGGCUCCGUGCGUGGACAUCCUGUGGCGCCACCUUCCACACCUUCCGGCAGGAGCGCAGCCACAGUCCCGCCACCCUGAGCAGCACAUGUAGCCUGGAGGCGAUGCCCAAAUUUGCCUUCUCCGAGCAGGAGAGCCCUUGCCGUGGCCAAGCAAACUGGGACCGUCCUCUGUUUGUGGUUGGGGACACUGAGGCGGCUCCGCCGAGAGCACCGACUUCUCCAGCUGACCUGUUUGGCUUGAACUGCGCCCGCCUACGGAGCAACAGCACAGGCACCAAAAGCUCCACCCCGCAAAGCCUGGAACCCGAGAGCGGUCGCCGGCUGGGAGGCCACAAAGAUGCUCCGGGGAAGCACCGUGUCUCGCCAGGGGGCAGGGUGCCCAAGUCCGCCUCGGUCUCUGCCCUCUCCCUCAUCAUCUGCUCAGAUGACUCUGGCGGGGGCGCCCUCAUGAGUCCCAUCUCACCCCGCUCCCUCUCCUCUAACCCGUCUUCCCGAGACUCCUCCCCAAGCCGCGACUCCUUGCUCGGUGGCGCCAACCUGCGCCCCCCCAUCGUGAUCCACAGCUCAGGCAAGAAGUAUGGCUUCAACUUGCGUGCCAUUCGAGUCUACAUGGGCGACAGUGAUGUCUACGUCAUGCACCACAUGGUUUGGAGCGUAGAGGAAGGCAGCCCUGCUCAGGAGGCCGGGCUGAGGGCAGGGGAUCUCAUCACCCACGUGAAUGGGGAGCCGGUUCAGGGCCUGGUGCACACGGACGUCGUGGAGCUGCUGCUGAAGAGUGGUAACAAGGUGUCGCUGAGGACCACAGCCCUGGAGAACACCAGCAUCAAAGUGGGCCCUGCACGGAAGAACAGCUCCAAGACGCGGAUGGCCCGCAGGAGCAAGAAGAGCCGCAAACGGGACAGCCAAGACCGGAGGAAAUGCCUCUUCAAGAAGAUCUCCAAGCAAACGUCUGUCCUGCACACCAGCCGCAGUUACUCCUCGGGGCUCCAUCACUCGCUGUCAUCCAGCGAGAGCCUCCCAGGGUCUCCUACACACAGCCUGUCACCUGGGCCCACCACCCCCUGCUGCAGCCCUGCCCCAGACAUUCCCCCAGAUUCUGCUUCCCCGCAAAGCACUUCCCCUUCCUCCAGCACUCCCACCUCUCCGGCAGGACACAUCCGGCCAAGCUCCCUUCACGGACUGGCCCCAAAGCUCAGCAGCCAACGGUACAAGGUCGGGCGGCGCAAGUCAACCAGCAGCAUUCCCCCGUCCCCGCUCGCCUGCACCCCUUCCUCUGCCCCACAGCCCCCGUCUCCCCAAAGGUCGCCGUCACCACUGCCCCUGUUCACCAAGAGCACCCAGGCUUUCCAAGGCAAGACUCUGUCCCCACCAACAAUCGUGCGGCAAACAUCCCGGCCCCGCAGCACUGAAGGGUCUCGCUCCCCGUUGCUCAAGCGGGUCCAGUCUGCUGAAAAAAUCCCCACCUGCCUGGCCGAGAAGAAGAACGCUGGGACCCGCAAGCUCAUCCUGGAGAUGCCCGUCCCAGGAGAGGAGAGCUGCGAAGACCCGAAUGAUGCCCAGAGAGAGGCUGGUGCUCCUUGCCACUGUGACGGGCCCGGGGACCGUCACGAGCGGGGCCAGGAGGUCGUGGUCAUGCGGCGGCUGAACUUGUCCGAGCGCCGAGACUCCUUCAAGAAGCAGGAAGCUGUCCAGGAGGUGAGCUUCGAUGAGCUGGAGCUGGGGGCUGUGGCCGAAGACCAGGCCAAGGGCAAGCCUGCUGCCUGGCGCCACGGUUCGUGCCUGGCUUCCUGGGUGGAGGACAAGCCUUGCGGCUCAGCCCUUGCCUCGGGCCCCAAGCCGUUGUCGGUGCCCCACAUAGCAGUGCAAGGGGACGAGCCAGUGGGUGGCACAGCCGUGUGGGAAUGCCAGGGCUCCUCCUACCCUGUGCGGCUGGAGGCCCGCGUGUACAUUGAGCAAGAGGACGGGACGACGGCCGUUGAGUACAAAAGCGUCUCCUCCCAGCGCCAGGGGGCCCAGGAACAGAGGGAAUUCUCAGCCCUGCCCGGAGCCGGGCCAAGGACAAGCCGUGGGGGGGAGGCAGAGGACUCACCCCCAGCAUACCCCAGGAGCCACGCAUGGAGGAGUUUGGAAGCCUGGCAGCAGGAGUCCGCCAGAGCCGGGCUAGGCCAGAAAGAGGACCUUGACCAAGCCCGGAGCAAAGCCACGGAGGGAGAAUAG
This is a messenger RNA of Gekko japonicus, 4656 nucleotides long. RefSeq names its product microtubule associated serine/threonine kinase 3 (gene MAST3). Gene Ontology annotation, molecular function: magnesium ion binding; protein binding; protein serine/threonine kinase activity. NCBI's taxonomy places the organism in Eukaryota, Metazoa, Chordata, Lepidosauria, Squamata, Gekkonidae. Gene Ontology annotation, biological process: intracellular signal transduction; peptidyl-serine phosphorylation. The record is from RefSeq and is a predicted model, not a curated record.